Ochotona curzoniae (black-lipped pika) is the source of this 1764-nucleotide messenger RNA. RefSeq names its product natural cytotoxicity triggering receptor 3 ligand 1-like. Bases 138 to 629 code for a protein of 163 amino acids. Gene Ontology annotation, cellular component: external side of plasma membrane; adherens junction. Gene Ontology annotation, biological process: homophilic cell-cell adhesion; immune response; cellular response to lipopolysaccharide. Lineage: Eukaryota; Metazoa; Chordata; Mammalia; Lagomorpha; Ochotonidae. The transcript is spliced from 3 exons. The record is from RefSeq and is a predicted model, not a curated record.
GUCCUGAAUCAUUCCCUGUCCACUUCAUGAAGUUGUGCAUUUGUAGUUAUGUGGUUCUGCUUGGAGUUGCAGGCGUGUUUGUGUCAAGGGUCUCUGUGUAACUGAGUUCUCCUGUUUCCACAGGAUUUCGGGUGGAGAUGGCAGGGAGGACUCAGACCGUGUUUCUCAACGACAACAUCACCAUCACCUGCAAGAUCCCUGGUUCUCCCGCUCUGGACAUCAGCACUGUGGGUGUUGUCUGGUUUGUGAGGAAAAAAGGAUCAGAGGAGAAAGUUCCUGUGUUUGAGUAUUAUGGAGAUCACGAGAAGGCAUACCGAACUGGAGCCAACAUCUCUCCGGAGAAGCUGAUGAGGGGAGAGGCCUCACUGCACCUGCCAGCCAUUCAGCUCAGUGAUGCUGGAGAGUACUUCUGUAAGGUGGUGGUCACCCCUGAGAUGGAUGAGAAAAGUGUGCAGCUGGAAGUUGUGGACCCUGUGAAGAACAAUAGCUACGUGAUUGUUUUACCUAUUGUUGCAGUGCUGAUUUUAGCUAUAAUUAUUGUGGUUUACUGCAAUCUAAAAUGGCGCAAACAGAAAAAGCAGACAUCCACUAGCAUGAAAAAGAUUUAUGAAGCCGUGGACCAGAUCUGAGGCAUGGGGGUUUGUUGCUUGGAAAGCGAGCCAUCCAUAUCUGUGUGCUCCUUCAAGUUCCGUUUGCUCUGCUCUCCAUCCAGCUUCCUACUCAUGCCCCAGAGAAAGCAGUGAAUGAUGACUAAUGCCUGGGUCCCUAUCACCUAUCCAAACAAUCUGGAUGGAGUUCCUACCUCGGGGCUUUGAUUCAGCACAGACCUCUGAAUGUAGCCGUGUCACCUCGUAGUGCCUUCCAUCAUGGACUGCAGCCUUGACUGUAUGCUCAAUCCCAUGACCUGCUUCAUCCUAUGCAAUGAAACAGUAGUGGAUGUGUGUCAGUCCCAGCCUAGACCUCAGGAGGCCAUGUGCAUUCAUCCUUGGACUUCUGUGAUGCUUCUGGGCUUGAGCAAGUGCCUAGUCCAAGCCUGACUGCUGGUGGAAAAGGGAGAGACCAGAAGCAGAGCCACAUCAUCCUGCUUGCUCUCAGGACACCAGCCUGGAUCACUGGAAGCUCUGUAACAGCACUUGAACACCCUAGCUGUGGUCGGAGGAGCCUCAGAAUCACCUCUCUCCACUGCAGCAGGAAUAUUUAUCUCAAAAUGUUUACGGUUUGUUUGUUAGGCAGCAAAACUCACUGAUAGAGCUCCUUACUGAUCCUUCUCUUAGGCAGUUGCCUCAUAAAUGUUUGAGGAAGUAGCAGAUGGUGGCCCAAUGCUUGGACUGCUGUACCCCUAGGGGAACUAUGGAAGAAAUUCCUGGUUCCUGGUUUCAGCUCAGAUCAUCUCUGGCCUUAGUUGCUAUUUGGGCAUUGAACCAACAGAUGGCAGAGUUGUCUCUUUCUGCCAUUCUUCAUCUGUUAAUCUGCCUUUUAAGUCACUUCAAUAACUGUUGAAGAACAAUUGGAAUUGAUGAAAUGAAGUAAAGUAUCAAGAAAGGUGCACCUAAUCUGCACACCUAGCUUGCCAGAUUGAGAAUGACAUAGUGCUGUAGUUUUAAUGACACUGUGACUAUUUUAAACUAUCAGUGAGUGAAGAUAAGCCAGUCUUCAUUCGAUUACUAUUUAUUCCAUUGACUCUUUUUCUUGCUGGACUAACUUAUUUAAUUUAUUGAACUCGGUCAUUUACAGACCAAAUAAAGCUUAGAGUAUAAGGUGAAA